This is a messenger RNA of Anopheles marshallii, 594 nucleotides long. Its product is annotated as proteoglycan 4-like. Bases 1 to 594 code for a protein of 197 amino acids. The record is from RefSeq and is a predicted model, not a curated record. Lineage: Eukaryota; Metazoa; Arthropoda; Insecta; Diptera; Culicidae. The transcript is spliced from 2 exons.
AUGAAGACUUCCAUGAUUUUGCUGCUCUGCGCCGCAAUCGUUUUGGUUGCCGCCGAAGACAAGAAGGGUCCCGCCCGCUAUCAGGACGAUAAGCAGCAUGAGAGUCAUGGUCAGCCACAGCAGCAGCAGCAGCAGCAUCAGCUGAAGCAGCAGCAAUCUCACGAUCAGCACCACCAGGCCCCAGCAUCGCCACAGAAGCAUAAUCAGCAGCAGCACGCACAGCCGGCCCCUUACAAGCAUAAGCGCGAGGCACCAAAGAAUACCGCUGAGGGACAAUCGACCACUGCCGCACCGAAGGUAAGCGUAGAUCCGAAACAACCGUCGGUUCUUCCGGCCACCGUCGCUGAAGCACCGAAAAACAAGCGUGACACCGUAGCGGCCCAACCUGCUGCCCGCCCAUCCACGAAUGCCCCACCUAAGACCGGUACUAACAGCCAGCAGAGAAAGCCCCAAGCACCGCGCCCUACCGGUGCCAAGCUGAACCGUGACCAGCCCGCGAACACCGCUCAGUCUGCUACCAAUGCUAAGGCUCCGGCUAACGUGAAUCAACAAAGUUCUUCCCCGACCACGGCUAACCCCGCCAAGAAGGUGUAA